Messenger RNA from Ixodes scapularis (black-legged tick), 1664 nucleotides. Its product is annotated as E3 ubiquitin-protein ligase NRDP1-like. The record is from RefSeq and is a predicted model, not a curated record. The coding region runs from base 67 to 1113 and encodes 348 amino acids. Gene Ontology annotation, molecular function: ubiquitin protein ligase binding; tumor necrosis factor receptor binding. The transcript has a single exon. Gene Ontology annotation, cellular component: cytoplasmic side of plasma membrane; plasma membrane signaling receptor complex. Lineage: Eukaryota; Metazoa; Arthropoda; Arachnida; Ixodida; Ixodidae. Gene Ontology annotation, biological process: tumor necrosis factor-mediated signaling pathway; protein K63-linked ubiquitination; positive regulation of JNK cascade.
AGAACGAGAGCAAAGAGCGGGCGAGGCGGAGGAGCCACGUCGCAUCAUAAUUCACGUAGUUACCGAAUGGCGCCUACCUGUGCUACGCUGUCCACAAAAUUGCUACCAGGCCUGGACUGGAGACCGCUGACUUUCGAAGAUUCCCUUCCAUCGAACUGGGUGUGCCAAGUCUGUGGACUGGUGUGCAAGAAAACAGCGGUGCUGCAUUGCUCCCACACACUCUGCAAUGUGUGCUUCGAGGCCUGCGUGGCACUGGGCGGUGUGUGUCCCGUGGACGGGGAAAUGUUUCACCCGGAUGACGUUGGUAAGGUGAGGGUACGAUCGGGACAAUUGCUCAAACUAAGGGUGUCCUGUUGGAACCAUGCCCACGGCUGCAGCUUCGUGGGCCCCGUCUUCGAGCUCCUGGACCACUUUGAGAAGGAGUGCGUACACCACAAUGUUUCUUGUCCUCGGUGUAACCAGGACGUGCCGCGGAGGAACCUGGUACAGCACCGCGUAAGUGGCUGCGACCCUACCAGAAGUGCGAAAUCGGCGCCGCCAGAUGUGACUUACCUGGGAGGACAGUUAACUGAAGCUUUGGAUAAGGCAAGUGCAGAGAUCAAGCAGUCUAUUGCUGAGCUCAAAGACAGCUACAAUGAGUUGCAGGCCACUGUCAACACGGUCGCGGACCACGUCAUACGUGGACGUUCAGAAGCUAAGCAAGUAAUAUAUGAAGCCAUUGCACGUCACUUCACACGGCUACAAGUCGCUCACACAUAUGGGAAUUCUUCUGGAAAACCCUUGGUGAAUGAAAAGGAGUCUAAGGACGGGGAUGCAUACCUCUGCCCAGAGGCUGAAGUUCAGCGACAAGGAGAUUCAGACAGCCGACUAAACCUGGAAGGCCACAAGAUCUAUGAUCGCUCCUUCCUCAUUAGGCUCCAGGCGGCGCCCAUGUCGCUCAAGAAGCCACUUGGACUGCCCGAGUUAAAUAUAUUCAAGGGCAAGGCAAUGCUGCACAAGCUUCCCGAAGUGCAGCGUCCCCGGUAUCUGCAAAACGAUCUUCACCAAAUAGGCGACGCGUUGGGCCACACAUUGUGGGAGAAUGAUACGAAGAGGACCGUCUGUUGGAUAUAGCGCCCACACCGAACAAUUGUUCAUGUCACUCCACGUUCCCAGCGGGUGGACCAGUCAACUCCUGACAGAGGCGGGGAUGAAUGGGCUGCCUCCAGAGCCAACCCGGGGUGCUAUUCUGGUCGCAAACGGGUACCUUUCGAGUUGUGACGUAUCGAGAAAGAAGGGGCGGAGCCUCAAACUAGAAUGACUCUUGUUUGAGGCUCCGCCCCAACGUACGGGUUCACGCACGCGGUCAGCUAGAAUCUGACGAUCCCCCUACGUCGCGAUGACGUGUCAACGCAGUUGGGGCGUAGAAAUCCCCGCAUUUCACCCUGUCCUUUUUGUUAUCUUCUUUCUUUCCUCCGGGAGUUAGAACUAGCGAAUAACGGAGGAAGGGCUACCUUCCGGAAAAUGGAAGUAAGCAGAAGAAAAUUUUUUCCUUUUAUAAAAUACAACAGAUUAUUUCAAUAAUUAUGAUGUAAAGUAAAUUUAGGUAAGAUAUCUCUGCUUGUUUUCUCGAAGUCCUUCGCUACGGUCUUUGAAAACAAACAUGGCGAAAACCGCGGUAACGA